Molecule: messenger RNA, 1569 nt
Organism: Lasiosphaeria miniovina
Lineage: Eukaryota; Fungi; Ascomycota; Sordariomycetes; Sordariales; Lasiosphaeriaceae
Exons: 3
Coding region: 1-1569 (522 amino acids)
Molecular function (GO): FAD binding; oxidoreductase activity
Source: RefSeq, a predicted model, not a curated record
AUGUCUCCGUCUAGGCUGCAGCAGAUGCUGCUUUCUCUAGCACUAGCAGGUAGCUGUGCUGCUGUCCCCUUGGCAGGCCCCCCUGGAUACGACGCCAACUACGGCACGUCUCGAUUCAACGCAACAACGGCCCUGAAAACGUGUCUCGACUACCACCAGGUGCCGUACUACGUUGAGACGGACCCCAACUGGACAGAGUAUGCCACCACCUUCAACUCGCGGCUGCAGUACGAGCCGGCAGCCAUUGCGCUUCCCACCUCGGCCCAGCACAUCUCGAAUAGCGUGGGGUGCGCAGCCAAGGCCCGGGUGCCCGUGCAGCCCAAGUCGGGCGGCCACUCGUACGCGUCGUACAGCACCGGCGGCCGCGACGGCAUCUUGAUGAUCGACCUCGAGAACUUCAACGCCGUCACGCUCGACAAGGUCACGGGCAUCGCCGUCGUCGGCGGCGGCGUGCGCCUGGGCAACCUGGCGCUGGCCAUCUACAACAACCGCAACCUGCGCGCCCUCGCCCACGGGACCUGCCCUGGCGUCGGCAUCGGCGGCCACUUCACCCACGGAGGUUAUGGCUAUUCGUCGCGCGCCUUCGGCCUGGCCAUGGACCAGAUCGUCGGCCUCGACGUCGUGCUCGCCAACGGCACCUACGUGCAUGCCAACGACACGUCGUAUCCCGAGGUGUACUAUGCCCUGCGUGGAGCCGCCGACGCGUUUGGCGUCGUGGUCAACUUCUACCUGCAGACAUCACCGGCGCCGCCCGAUGUGGUCAACUGGAGCUUCUCGUUCCCACAGGCGCUGGCAUCAGCGGAAGCGGGCGUGCUGGCGUUCAAGGGAGUGCAGAAUUUCGCGCUAAACGGAUCCGUGGUCGACGGCAAGCUGGGGUUCGGCGUCACCAUUGGCGGCAACGGCGCGUCGUUCAGCGUGCACGGCACCUAUUUUGGCCCCGUGGCUACCUUCAACGCCACCGUCGCGCCGGCCCUGCUUGCGCAGCUGCCGUGGCCGCCGGCCAGCGACAGCUCGGUGCAGGCCGUCGACUGGAUCACGUCGUUGACGCUGCUGGGCGGCGCGCCAACGCUGGAGGUCCCGCUGCACGGCGUCACGGACCGCGACAAUUUCUUCGCCAAGAGCGUCACGACGACGGAGCCGUUUUCUGACGAGGCCAUCCGUAAGUUUUUCCAGUAUAUUCUCGAUAAUGGCGUGGGGUCGAAAGCUCCCGUCGACUGGUUCUCUAUUAUCAACCUGUACGGCGGACCCGGAAGCGCCAUUACGCGCAAGAAUGAAACGUUUGCCGCAUACAGCGGUCAUGACGACCUGUGGGUGAUUCAAAAUUACGGCAACGUCGCGGUUAACGGCAGCUUCCCUUCGGCCGGCCUCGACUUCAUCAACGGGCUCAAUGACGCCGUGACCAGCGAGGUGCUUGGGUUCGGUGCCUACCUCAACUACGUCGACCCCACUUACAAUUCCACCCAGGCCCACAACCUGUACUAUGGCACGGAGCUGUACGAGCGCCUGAGCACGUUGAAGCACAUCAUCGACCCCCUGAAUCUCUUCUCCAACCCGCAGUCUAUCUGGUAA